Caenorhabditis sp. 36 PRJEB53466 is the source of this 4213-nucleotide messenger RNA. The record is from the annotation of a GenBank genome assembly. Lineage: Eukaryota; Metazoa; Nematoda; Chromadorea; Rhabditida; Rhabditidae.
AUGGAUAGGUUCUCGGUUAGGAUCUUCGUCUAUUUCCAAUACUGACUGGGCCACGUUCGAUAGUGAAUCCCAGUCUUCCGUCUCAAAACCAUCACAUAAUUGGGCGACAUUCGGAGAAGAGUGGAUUGCGCCCGUACAAGUUUCAAAAAGCUCUGCUCCGGCUAGACCACCGCCACCAAAAGUACGCAAUUGAUUAUUUUAUUCAUUCAGUCAUUGUCCGGUUUUUAGCAAUUCUCCGCUCAGUCAACCGAUAACAUUUCUUCUGUGUUUGGAAUUCAAUCCACCGUUCAACCCUCUCAAGCGGUCACAACCAUUCUUACCUCUGUCAGUGAUUUCGAAAUCGGGGCUUUAUCAGAUGGAGUAGCGUCGGACGAGGAUAAACGUGCGAGAAUAAUCGAAGAGCUUAUUAGUUCAGAGUUGCAAUUCAUCAGUGAUAUAAACGCGUAUACAGAGGUUGUGACCUUUCUAGCGUCUGUUUAUGGAAUCCAAUAUUUCAGGCAGUUGAGAGCUCUCCUCUUCUUAAUCAAAAACAAAAAGUAAUUCUGCGAAACGGAUGUGCUCAAAUUGUGCAAUUAUCUUCGACUCUCGUUCAGCUUCUUACUAGUGAACAAAGUGCGUAUAUUUCAAAACGCUUGACAAAAAUUGAAAACGUUUAGUAAAACCCAUGGAAGCUCAACAAAUUGGGACGUGUUUUCUGCAGUUGCGAAAACCGUUCGCUCAGACGUAUGGAUUCUAUUUUCGAAACAUCGAGCACAUCAAUACACUUCUCACAUCUGCUGUUUGUAAUGUUUUUCUUCAGUAACCGGAAAUUCACUAUUUCAGAAGCAUGAGAAAACCAUGGACUCAGUAUUGCAAGAUAUUGUAAAAAGAAUGAGAGAGAGUGGAGCGGUGGUUAUCGACGGACCCACAUCAGUUUCUAGACCAGUUCAGCGCUGCUUGAAGUACCCACUCUUUUUGAAUGAAAUCGUGAAGGUUUCUGAAUUUUUUUUGAGUUGCUCUAUCAAUUGUGUUAAAUUGUUAAGUUGACCCAGCUGAACCAUACGGAUCAUCCAAAACUCAUGGAAGCCAUCAAGCAAAUGUCAAAUCUUGGCCAAAAAAUGAAUGAAUCGAAAAGAAGAAAAGAAUUAAGUAAGUUGUUGCAAUCAAAUACAAUUUUUCAGGUUUAUGCUUUUCUUUCAGCUCAAAAAUACAUGUCAGACGAUAAGCAGACUAUUGGAGAAAUCCUUUCGAAAAUGACGUUUCACUCGUUGAAAAAGAAAUCGAAUCGUUUCACAUAUCGCAUGGGAUCAUCAUUAGGAGUUGUCAAAUUGGUAAAUAAUAAACUAGAUAGUUCCUUCAAAACAACAUAAAUAUUCAGCUGAGAGAUUCUGAUUUUGACAAACUUGUCUGCGAAUUGGACAGUGCAGAACGAAGAUUGGUCCGAUUCAACUACAUGCUCGUGAUCUAUCGAAAGAAAAUGUUUCAUGAGACGAGAGUAUUAAUGCACAAAAAAUUAAUAGAGCCUAGUAAGACGAAGCCUUAGCUGAAAAUUUCAUUUUUACGGAUUCAGAGAAAAAACACCUUUCUAACAGUGAGAUCGAUUUACAACUACAGCCAUUCAAUCAUGCCAUAAAAUUGUGGGCGAACGACGUAAACUUAAAAAUUCGGGAUGAAAUUGUUAAAGCUCUGCGGAACAUACCGAAGCGAUUGAUAACAAAAAGAAAUGACAAAUUAAUGGAUUACGAGGCAGGAAAAACGAGAGAAAAAGGCAGUAGAGUCAGUGAAAAUCCGAAGGCAAAACGUUAUAUUUUCUUUCAGAAAAGAGAUUUCGCUGAAAUCCAGAAAGACUAUGAAGCUCUAAAUACUCAAGUGAAGCAACAGCUGCCUAAAAUCACAGAGCAUUUGACGACGGUAUGCUUUGUUAGUUUUCUGUCACUGAUUAAGAAUUUUUAAGGUUCUGGCAUGUUCUAUGAGAAUGGUUUUCGAACAGGAUAAAAGGCUAAUGGAAACACUGAGAAAGAUUUUUAAUGAAGCGAAAAGCAGAAGUGCCGAUGAUCAGAACAAACUGAGCAGAUCCUUGAUUACUUCAACGUCGGCUUGCUUUGUAGACCACUAUGAUCAAGAUAGAAUGAAGCCUCUACAGAAAAUUGCCAACAAGGUUUGCACAUUUCAAACAAUGUUUAUUGCAAAGAGCAAGGAAGGUUGCCCCUCUGAGCAUCCCUUUUCUUGCCCCCUGAAAUCUGUGCUCCCUCUGAGUAAAUGCCCUCUCUGAGACAGUUGCCCUCUAUUUUGUUGCUCCCUGGGAAUAUCGGCCAAGUCGGAAACUUCUGAUUUUUCAGGCAGUUCAAAGUUUAAAACAACGUGCGAGAUCUGCUUCUCCCACGAAUAAAACUGAUUUCUUACCACCUUGGGAAAAGGCAGUGACGUCGUCUUCACCGAAAGCAAUAGGAGCUGUUGAAACAAAAAGUGAAAUGAAGGAUCUAUGGGCAGAAGUUCAGUCUAACGCACCGACAGCUGAGCAUCCUUCCAUUCCAUUUAGAUUACCAGAUCACAAGUUCCGACCUCAGAACGAAACGGAACGAAAUACCAUUCUCGAAAAAGCAAGAUCCAAAGGAAGACUUAACGAAAUUUUUAUUGUUACGUCACAUUAUCCACAGGAUGUAGGAAUGUUGAAACUUGCACUUUCCGAAGGGAAACUAUUGUUAGUACGGGAAAAUGACUUGGUGCUUGCUGUAAAUAGAGAAGUCCCAAGCAUGUGGCUGUGUUACAAUGGAUUUUACAACGCGAUGCUUCCGAGUUCUAUUCUCCGACCGUACGCCUCCAUCGAAUUAGGAUUGGAUGUUGCGAAGACUGUUUCCGUUUUCAAAACUGCUCCAGCGGUUGCCCAAUCUGUAAAUCCCGGUCCCAAAAGCCAGAAUUUAAUCGACUUGGAAGAUUUAUUCGGCACAGUUCCAUCGCAAGUUACAAACUCUCAAAAGUCUCUGGAAUCACUGAGCUCGGAUUUUUUAAUUAGCCCUCUUCGACCAACAAGCUCCUCUACACUAGAUUGGCAUAUAGCUGCAAAAAGCUUACCAUUGGCACCAGCUCCGCCCACAACAUCCAUACAACUUCGACACUUAAUCGAGUCAGUGAAUGCACCUCAAGUGCAAAAAGAUGGAGCAAAUUACAAUUUGGAAGAAAGUGAUCUUUUUUCCGGUCUCGCAUCUAUCGACUGGGGCAAAUCAGCUUCAGAGAUGCCCUUAUAUGAAAACCCCGAAACUGAAAAAGUGAGCUCGCCGCCUGUUUCGGGCUUUCGUGGAGUUGACUAUGCAACCGGCCUUUUCAAUCCGAACUCACUCCCUGACGAAGCUCCUCCGCCGUUACCAGUCUUCAUGAAAGACACAUUUGAAUUUGCCAGUUUCCCUCCGCAAUCAAACUGUGAUCAGAAUUCUGCUCCUAUACAGUUUCCUGUUAGUUUCGCUGAUUCUCCAACAAAACUACCUGCACCACCAACUACUCAGAAGAGGAGUGCAUCAGCUGCCGCUCAACCAACAAACGUGUGGUCUUCUUCUGUUCUCACAAGGUAAAUUAUAGCCAGUAUAAUAGAAAAAUUAACAUUUUCAGAAGUGAUUCACCACAACCUCUAAUUCCUUCAAGGCCAGAACCAAAAGUUAAGAACGACAUCUAUCCGGUGCUUCCUCGCCAAACGCAACCCACUGAAUGUAAAUCACUUUAUUACUGUAGCGAUAUCGUGCUGUAUUUCAGCACUCCCAAACGAAUCUUCCAAUCAACAGUUGCCAUUUUAUUCUUCUGUGCCCGGUGACACCUUUGCUAUUUCACCAAUGUACGAUGCAACUCCGCAAUGUAAGCUCCACGACUCUAAAGACUCUAAAUACAAAAAUCAUUCCAAUGCCACGUUUCAGUGUCUCAACCCAGACAAAAUUCAGUAUAUGAUUCGCCUCCUGCUAUGUCGUCCAUUUAUGACCAGGCGCCGACUGGGCCAAUGUCAUCAAUGCGUCCUGUGGUAUACGAGUGAAACUGUUUACUCUCUGAUUAAAAUAUUUUUUAGCUCUGCAAAGUAAAAGUGGACUAUGACUUCUUGCCGCAAGGAUCAAAUCAAGUAGCUGUUAACGAGGGAGAACUGAUAGGAGUUCUCCAAAGAACGGACGACGACGGAAAUCCGGAAUGGCUCUUAAUUAAACGGGCUAGUGGCCAAGUUGGAUAUGUUCCAGCAGCAUAUUGUAGGCCAACUUGA